ACCACACAAGAAUAGGAGGAGGCAAUGGCGGUCUUAUCCACCAUCUUCUCCAUCACCAGAGCUUCAACGCCUCCUAUGGCGUCUCUAACUAAUGACUCACCGUCUCCACUUCCUUCUUCUUCACCGUCGAAGCUUCCCUCUUCUUCUUCUCCGUCGAAAAAACCGGUACAACUAAGCAAAGUGAGCAAACAAAUGGGAAAUCAAAACCAGCAAUUACGGAAGCAACGACGAGGCAACAAGCCUUCGAUAGCUCAGAUCGAGCGAGCCUUUGGCGCUGGAUCAUAUCGUGAUUCCGAAGGGGAAAUGGAUAUGAAUACGGUAUUCGAUGAGCUUUUACUAGGCCAUGCUAAUAAAUUCGAAAGUAAGCUGGAGAAGAAACUACGAGAGAUUGGCGAAAUCUUCGUAGCUCGAACAGAGCCAAAGCUUCGUUCAUCCGGGAAACGAGUUUUGAUGUUUACACUUCAAUGGAUUCUUCCCAUAUGGAUUAUGUCUCUGCUCAUAGCUUGUGGAGUUAUCAAACUCCCUUUUAGCCUCCCAUUACUUGAUGACUUGAUCAUAACGAACGAGUCUUAUCCUAUAGAAUUUCCGAUGGGAACGCUUCAGUCAUGGAGAAAAGCUUACGGAGCCCUAAAAGACUCCACCAAAGUCGGCCUUGUCCGUGUCAACAGCGAAUACGCCGAUUUAGAUGUCGCCAUAGUCAAAGCUACCAAUCAUGUUGAGUGUCCUCCCAAAGAUCGCCAUCUCAGAAAAAUCUUCGCUGCAACAUCAGUGACUCGUGCUCGAGCAGAUGUUGCCUAUUGUAUUCACGCUCUUUCCCGGCGUUUGCAUAAAACCAGGAAUUGGACGGUUGCUUUGAAGACACUAAUUGUUAUUCAUCGGCUUCUAAGGGAAGGAGAUCCAACUUUCAGAGAGGAACUAUUGAAUUUUUCGCAGAGAGGGCGUAUUUUGCAGCUUUCUAAUUUUAAGGAUGAUUCAAGCCCUAUUGCCUGGGAUUGUUCAGCUUGGGUACGUACUUAUGCACUAUUUCUCGAGGAACGGCUUGAAUGCUUCAGGGUUUUAAAAUAUGAUACUGAGGCAGAACGUCUUCCCAAGUCUACCCCAGGGCAGGAUAAGGGGUAUAGUAGAACCAGGGAUUUAGAUGGUGAAGAACUCUUGGAGCAGUUGCCAGCUUUGCAGCAGCUUCUCUAUCGUCUCAUCGGUUGCAGGCCAGAAGGUGCUGCUAACCACAAUCAUGUUAUACAAUAUGCACUUGCUCUGGUGUUGAAAGAGAGUUUUAAAGUCUAUUGUGCUAUUAAUGAUGGAAUCAUCAAUCUCAUUGACAAGUUCUUUGAAAUGGCAAAACAUGAAGCCAUCACUUCCCUUGAGAUAUACAAGCGUGCGGGUCAGCAGGCUCGUAGCCUUUCUGAUUUCUAUGAAGCCUGCAAAGGAUUGGAACUUGCAAGGAAUUUUCAAUUUCCUGUUCUAAGAGAGCCUCCACAAUCUUUUCUGACAACAAUGGAGGAGUAUAUUAAAGAAGCACCGCGGGUUGUCGAUGUCCCAGCGGAACCACUGCUUCUAACAUAUAGGCCGGAUGAUGGAUUGACUGCCGAAGAUACUGAACCGUCGCAUGAAGAACGUGAAAUGUUACCUUCAGAUGAUGUCGUUGUUGUAUCUGAAGAAACAGAACCUUCUCCCCCGCCUCCUCCUUCAGCCAACGCUCAGAACUUCAUUGAUACAGAUGAUCUACUGGGUCUGAACACUGGUGCUCCUGAUGCAUCAGUGAUCGAAGACCAAAAUGCGCUUGCUUUAGCCAUUAUUUCAACAGAUGCUAAUCCUCCAACGCCUCGUUUUGGUCAACCAAAUGAUUACGAUCCUACAGGAUGGGAGCUUGCCUUGGUGACAGCACCUAGCAGCGAUAUCUCUGCAGCCACCGAGAGGAAAUUGGCUGGAGGGUUAGAUACGCUUACACUUAGCAGUCUAUACGAUGAUGGAGCCUACAUAGCUUCCCAGCGUCCUGUCUACGGUGCACCAGCUCCCAAUCCAUUUGCGUCCCAUGACCCUUUUGCGUCGUCCAAUGGUACAACUCCCCCACCUCAGCAGCCAGCGGUCAACAACCCCUUCGGUGCUUACCAGCCUACAUAUCAGCAUCAGCCCCAGCCAAUGUAUCAGCAUCAGUCCAACCCUCCUACCAAUAAUAGUAACCCAUUUGGUGAUUUUGGGGAAUUCCCGGUGAACCCGGCUUCACAGCAGCCAAAUACGACGGGUUAUGGUGAUUUUGCGGUAAACCAACAUAACAACCCGUUCCGCAGCACUGGCCUCCUUUGAUCAUGUUGUCUAUUCACGUUUGUAUCAUCUUCAUUGGUUUUGGUGGAGGGAAAGAGAGAGAGGGAAAUGGUUUUAUUUGUGAGUAAUAGAACCACAUGAUGAUU
Arabidopsis arenosa is the source of this 2408-nucleotide messenger RNA. The record is from the annotation of a GenBank genome assembly. Lineage: Eukaryota; Viridiplantae; Streptophyta; Magnoliopsida; Brassicales; Brassicaceae.